UGCGCCGCGGACCAGCCCAGACGCAGCGGCAGCAGCAGCAGCAGCCGCCGAGAGAGGCGCCGCGCGCCCCGUCCAGCCGCUGCGCGCAGGGAAAAUGUAUCUGGAUCCCCAAAUCUGCAUUUUUAGAGAUCCGUUGCUUAGAAUGAGGCUCAAUUAGGCAUUGCCAGGACAUCCGCCAUCUUGCAGCCUAGAGGUUAUGGCGAGGGGUAAGGGGAGAAGGGGUCGCCUGUGACUCCCCUCACUGCAGACCUCUCUCCCUCCCUGCAGGCGCUGUCAAGUCAGCUUUGACGUGUGAGGCAGACCACCUCACCUCACCGCUCGGCUCCCACCAAGACCAAGAGCAAGCUGGAGCCCCUCCCCGGUCCCCUUCACUUUCCUCACUCCAUCCAUAAUCCUCCUUGCUGUACCCUUCCCCGCCCAGGCCGGCCCACCAUUCACGGUCACCCUCAUCUCUUCCCCGUGGACCACUUCCCACCAUGUUCCCCUGAGCCUCCAAGGAGGGGGCUCAGGGGGCCCGAUGGCCUCCCGCCCCCCGUGGCCCCACAGCCCCCGCGGGCCAGGGGAAGCGCCUCCAAAGCCCCAGUGCCGAGCAUGGGCAACCGCACGUGGGAGGGAUGCCACGUGGACUCACGGGUGGACCACCUCUUCCCGCCAUCCCUCUACAUCUUCGUCAUCGGGGUGGGCCUGCCCACCAACUGCCUGGCGCUGUGGGCAGCCUACCGCCAGGUGCGGCAGCGCAACGAGCUGGGCGUGUACCUUAUGAACCUGAGCAUCGCCGACCUGCUGUACAUCUGCACGCUGCCGCUGUGGGUGGACUACUUCCUGCACCACGACAACUGGAUCCACGGCCCCGGCUCCUGCAAGCUCUUCGGGUUCAUCUUCUACACCAACAUCUACAUCAGCAUCGCCUUCCUGUGCUGCAUCUCCGUGGACCGGUACCUGGCUGUGGCCCACCCGCUGCGCUUUGCCCGCCUGCGCCGCGUCAAGACGGCCGUGGCCGUGAGCUCUGUGGUAUGGGCCACGGAGCUGGGCGCCAACUCGGCACCGCUGUUCCACGACGAGCUCUUCCGUGACCGCUACAACCACACCUUCUGCUUUGAGAAGUUCCCCAUGGAGGGCUGGGUGGCCUGGAUGAACCUCUACAGGGUUUUCGUGGGCUUCCUCUUCCCGUGGGCCCUCAUGCUGCUGUCAUAUUGUGGGAUCUUGCGGGCCGUGCGGAGCAGCGUGUCCACCGAGCGCCAGGAGAAGGCCAAGAUCAAGCGGCUGGCCCUCAGCCUCAUCGCCAUCGUGCUGGUCUGCUUCGCGCCCUACCACGUGCUUCUGCUCUCACGCAGCGCCGUCUACCUGGGCCGCCCGUGGGACUGUGGCUUCGAGGAGCGGGUCUUCUCGGCCUAUCACAGCUCGCUGGCCUUCACCAGCCUCAACUGUGUGGCCGACCCCAUCCUCUACUGCCUCGUCAACGAGGGAGCCCGCGGCGACGUGGCCAAGGCCCUACACAAUCUACUCCGCUUCCUGGCCAGCGACAAGCCACAGGAGAUGGCCAAUGCCUCGCUCACCCUGGACACACCUCUCACUUCCAAGAGGAACAGCAUGGCCAAGGCCAUGGCGGCUGGCUGGGCGGCAGCUCCACCCUCCCAGGCGGACCAGGUGCAGCUGAAGAUGCUGCCGCCGGCACAGUGAACCUCGGGCUUGCGCGGAACCCCUCUCUCCCCCUCCCCCCCAUCCCCGCUGCUAGGAUCUUAUCCCACCCUCCCUUCCCUCCUGGUCUGAUGUAUGCAAACUGUAUGUAAAUAAGGCUUGUUAAUAUUCAUAAGAGUAUAAGAAAAUAGGAGAACGGUGAGGUUGGUGGGUCACUGGUCAGUCAUCAUCCACCAUGACUCCCAAACAAUUCAGUUUAUCUAUGCCUAGCACUGCGCUGGGCGGUACUAGUGACGGGUGACGACGAAGGACACCGCUGGCCCUCCUUCACUCACCCACACUCCAAUGGGGGAAACAGACCUGUCCCCGGGCAGUCAUGACCCGGACUGGGCGGGGCUCAGACAGGGAGCCCCAAGGGCAUCUUACCGGCUCUGUGAGUCCAGGAGGGCUUCCCGGAGGAGGGGACACAGUAAAUGAAGUCAAAUAUUUGGUCUCCAGAGGGUAAAGACAAAAAGAGAAAAAAGGAUUAUUUCCAACGAGGAGGUAACACUUUGUGACUGAAGGAGAUGGAAGAAGAGAUUCACCGCGUGUGGAGUGAACAGUUUUGCCCUUGGGAAGCCCCUGGUCAUAUAAGGGAGUGAGGGCACAGACCAUGUGUGAGUUUCCAGGUAAACCAUGUUCUCUAAGUCAGGACUGAAGGGCAAGAAGACUGUCAGAACCUAAGGGAAGGGCAAUUGGAGCAGAUUGGCUGGAGGAAUGGCGAGCAAGGCAAGCUUGGAAAGGAGCUCGGGACAAGAGAAGGGUAUUUAUUCAUCUGUUCAACAGAGAUUUAUUUAUAUCUACUCUCUGCCCAGCCCUGUGCUGGCUGGGGCUGGGGACACAAGGGUGACCGAGUCAGCCCAGGCCCCACCCUCAUGGGGCUCACGGUGAACUAGUAAAUAAAAAUAAAUACAACGUUUGGAA
This is a messenger RNA of Hyaena hyaena (striped hyena), 2601 nucleotides long. It is a transcript of the gene GPR4, whose product is annotated as G protein-coupled receptor 4. Gene Ontology annotation, molecular function: G protein-coupled receptor activity. The record is from RefSeq and is a predicted model, not a curated record. Gene Ontology annotation, biological process: G protein-coupled receptor signaling pathway. The coding region runs from base 592 to 1680 and encodes 362 amino acids. Lineage: Eukaryota; Metazoa; Chordata; Mammalia; Carnivora; Hyaenidae. The transcript has 3 exons. Gene Ontology annotation, cellular component: membrane.